Messenger RNA from Acytostelium subglobosum LB1, 705 nucleotides. RefSeq lists its product as hypothetical. NCBI's taxonomy places the organism in Eukaryota, Evosea, Eumycetozoa, Acytosteliales, Acytosteliaceae. The record is from RefSeq and is a predicted model, not a curated record. Bases 1 to 705 code for a protein of 234 amino acids. The transcript has 3 exons.
AUGACAACCAACAAAUACUUCUUUCAAGCAAUUCAUUGUACAAUAUCAUUGUUGGCAAUAUUGUUAUGUGGACUAUCAUUUAAAUAUGAAUAUGCAUCAGUCAAUCAAUGUACAUAUUAUAUAGAUAAGAUAACAGGUACAGGAUCAGUGUAUAUUGAUAAGUUCAAGGGUGCUUUUGCUGGUAUUCCUUUUGACUUUGAUCUUAGGGAUCAAUGGCAUAUACCAUUACCAUCAAUCAUCCCAACUACCACACCAACACUAUUCCCAAGCGGUGGAAGUAGUGAUGGUGGUGGUAGUCACAAGUUCAUCGACUCUGACGAGGUUAGACAAAUGGUAAUAAGAUCAUUCAUAAUGUUACUUGUUGCAAUUGGACUACUUGUAGUGUCAAUCUUCCCAUCUGGUACCCUACUCUACAGACGUAUGCCCGCCAUGCGAUUCAUAUUCUUCCUCCCAAUCCCCUUCAUCGUGGCCUCAGUCAGUAUCUUCUUAUACCAAGUUGGACCAUGGUUCAGGAAGAACUUGUUUUGUGAUGUUUCACAGAGCACUGGAAUAACGAUGGCCUACGUCGCCCUUGGACUGGUAUCAUUCAAUGCGUUGAUUAUCAUCGUUGUAUGGUCACUGGAACGCAACAAGACACAGGAGGACACUGCCAAUGCCAGUGAUGAAGGAAGUAAGCUCUUGAAGGACAACAAGACUUGGUACUAG